Phragmites australis (common reed) is the source of this 2248-nucleotide messenger RNA. Its product is annotated as protein FLX-like 2. The record is from RefSeq and is a predicted model, not a curated record. NCBI's taxonomy places the organism in Eukaryota, Viridiplantae, Streptophyta, Magnoliopsida, Poales, Poaceae. The transcript is spliced from 5 exons. The coding region runs from base 432 to 1922 and encodes 496 amino acids.
UUUCACUUGCCUAUUCUCCCUCCUGUCACAUGUAGCCCUCUAUUCAAUCUUCUGUGAUUUACCCCCAAAUUAGCUGCACCAUUAUCGUCGGCGACCCCACCGCCGGCGACGGGACACGGCAAGCCAGGUCUCCUUCCACCGGAAUCUGCCCUCGUCGUGAGGCCUCGCCGUCCUCGUCCUGCUGCCCGCCUAUACUGGUACUGGACUGGCGUGGAGCGGACAUCCAUCCGGACUCGGAUCGAUUCCUCCUGUCGCUAUUAGUUGCGGAUUUGUGCCUACCAAGUACUAAUCCAACCCAUUCAUCCAUCCACGGUUCGAUUAGGUUCGUCUUCUCCAUUGCGCAAGAUCAAUCUCAGUUGAUGCCAUAGGAGAAUUGGUGCCAUAGUUGCGUGUGCCAUUUUCCAAAACAUUUGGGGAUUCAAUUGAGCCCUAUGCCCCGCGUCAACCCCCCCGCCGGCAUGCCCCCUUAUCACCACCGGUCGCUCCCCGGCCCCGGCCAGGGUCCAGUCCCGCCCCACGGGAUGAUGCACCAGGAGGUCCGGGACCCGUACGGGCCGGCGAUGCACCCCCUGCUGGGGCACGGGCCUGGGCCUUUUCCCUACGACAUGUUGCCUCCGCUGCUGCCGCUGGAGGUCCUGGAGCAGAAGCUCGUGGCGCAGCACGGGGAGAUGCAGAAGCUGGCGGUGGAGAACGACCGGCUCGCUGCGAGCCAUGGAUUGCUGAGGAAGGAGCUGGCUGCGGCGCAGCAGGAGCUGCAGAGGCUGCAGGCGCAGGGGGAUGCGGCGAAGGCCGCCGAGGAGCAAGAAAUGAGGGGGCUCCUUGACAAGGUUGGGAAGAUGGAGGCUGACCUGAAGGCCUGCGACCCCAUGAAGGUGGAACUGCAGCAGGCGCACGCGGAGGUGCAGAACCUUGUGGCAGUGAGGCAGAACAUGGUGGUGAACGUGCAGAAGCUGAGCAAGGACUUGCAGAGGAACCUUGGUGAGGCGCAGCAGCUUCCAGCACUCAUGGCUGAACGGGAUGCUGCUAGACAAGACUAUCAGCACCUCAGGGCUACUUAUGAGUAUGAAAGGAAACUCAGGGUGGACCACUCCGAGUCGUUGCAGACAAUGAAGAAGAAUUACGACUCCAUGGUUACGGAGCUGGAAAAACUUCGUACUGAGUUGAGGAAUGCGGCUAAUCUUGAAAAAAGUGGUAUUAUGUACAAUAUUAAUAUUGCUCAAAAGGAUGAUCGUACAUCUAGCCAUAUUUCUGUUGGACAAAUUGCUUAUGAUGGUGGUUAUGGAGGUGCACAGGCAAGGACAACUCCUACUGGUCUGGCAGACCCUUUAAGUGGAAGCCCAGCUGGGACUGCUCGUUCUGGACUUGAGUCAUCAAGAGGCAAUACAUACGACACUUCUCGUGUUGCUAGUAUCAGUUAUUCAAAAGCUGGAAUGCAUGAUGUAUCAAGGGGUGCUGCUGGCUAUGACUCAUUAAAGGGUGCUGGUUAUGACGCUUUGAAGGCACCUGCAAUUGGAGGACAGGCGGUAGCUACAGCAGCUCAUGGGAGCAGCGCUGGUUACUAUGGAUCAAAUCAGGCAACACCGCCUCCAUAUGCAUGGGGACAAUCUGCAUCCACCUAUGGAUCUGUACAGAUGCCACCGUCAUACGCAUCUGGGUCUGCCACAUCAUCCUACUGCGCAGCAACAGGGCGUCCCUAUGGCUCAGCUCAGGCGCUACCAUCAUAUGGACAAACACAGGCACCAUCCGCUCUUGGACACACACAGCUACCAUCAUCAUAUGGGUUAGCACAGGAACCAUCUCCCUUCGCCGCUGCACAGGGGUCCUCUCCCUAUGGGUUAUCUGUGCAGCCUCCAGCCUAUGGAUCUGGGCUAGCAUCAGCUAAUGCUAGCAGUAAUUAUGGAGCUCCUCAUGGACGUAAAUAAAUUGGCUGCAAAUGUCUACUGAUGUGGUCUUAUUUGCAAAAGAGAGAUUUGUACGCUGGAUCUGAGAAGAAUCUCUGUUACAGUCGGUAAAAGAUAAUCUUUGUAAACAUGUUUCGUGAUGCUUCUAAAGCAUCUUUGUUUUAUACCCUUAAGGUUAGGCAAGAGUAGUGAAUUCUGAUAUGAGAUGUACUAUUGGUUUUAUCUCUUACAUCCAUUGCCUAUUAGUUGAAAUGCUGCAUGUAAGAUAUGAGAUGCACACUGCAAAUACUGAUGCUAAAUCAUAGCAUGUUGCUGGGGCCUCCAUCGUUCCGGUUCCCAAUCUUCAA